This is a messenger RNA of Colletotrichum fioriniae, 1101 nucleotides long. Lineage: Eukaryota; Fungi; Ascomycota; Sordariomycetes; Glomerellales; Glomerellaceae. The record is from RefSeq and is a predicted model, not a curated record.
AUGGAUAUUGAUCACAGAACCAAAGGCCCGCGAGCCUGUACGACUUGCGCCAAGGCCAAGGCGAGGUGUAUUUCGGGGCCGGAUGGGAGUAACAAGUGCGAACGGCUUCGCAAGCCGUGCGGUUCGCAGACCCCUGCGCCGCCCAGGGCGAAGAAGGAACCCAAGCCCACCAAAGUCUCUGAGCUGGAGAAGAGGCUGGAUGAGUUGACGACGCAGUUGAGCGCGACGACGCAGCAGGGCGGUGUUAGUAGUGGUAGUGUUGGUGGCAGGCACAGCGGUAGCACCACAGAGAUCGCGACGACCGUCGCCAACGGGACCGUCGUAGGGAGCGCAAACUCCCCGCUCCCGCCUAGCGGCAGCAUCGCGCCGGCGUCAGCUAAGAUUCCGAUUAACUGCGACCACCUCUUCCCGCCGGAGGAGGUCAUCGUCGUUGGGGGCGAGGGGGGGUGGUCGGACACAUCGCCGGCGCCGAGUGCGUCUACGGCGGAUGAUCACCAUACCAUUGGGAGCAGCCAGGCCGACAACGGCGCCUCGGGAAUGGGGUCUGCGACGACGGCGAACGAAUCGCCCUGGCCGCUGAACAACGAGCAGAGCAAAGUUCUCAAGGUAUUCCUGGACGACAUGCAGCCGCUGUACCCCUUUGUCAUUGUACCCCCACACAUGGGCCCGACGCAGCUGGCCGCCGAGAGGCCGUUCCUGUGGAAGGGCAUCAUGAUGACGGCGUGCCACCUGGACGCGACGAAGCAGGUUCUAUUGGGGGAGGAGCUGUUGCAGGAUAUCGUGCAGGCCGCGUUCAUGAAGCCCAAGAAGAGCCUGGAUGUACUGCAGGGGUUGCAGCUCCUGAUUGCGUGGUAUCACUACAACAUCAACAGCUACCAGCUCACGAACCUGCUGUUCCUGGCGCGGUCGAUGUGCGUUAGUUUGGGGUUCAAGGAUAGUCCCAUGCAGCUGGGCGAGCGCGGAGGGAAGGGGACGGGGCUCUGUAUUAGUUUUCAGAAGCCGGAGAGCGAGGCGAGAAAGGUGCAGACGCCGGAGCAGAUUUCGGCACAGUUGGAGCUGAUGAGGGCUUUUGCUGGGUGUUAUUACCUGAAUACGCUGUAA